Messenger RNA from Bombina bombina (fire-bellied toad), 2789 nucleotides. Its product is annotated as prolyl hydroxylase EGLN2. The transcript has 6 exons. NCBI's taxonomy places the organism in Eukaryota, Metazoa, Chordata, Amphibia, Anura, Bombinatoridae. Gene Ontology annotation, biological process: peptidyl-proline hydroxylation to 4-hydroxy-L-proline; cellular response to hypoxia. The record is from RefSeq and is a predicted model, not a curated record. The coding region runs from base 530 to 1855 and encodes 441 amino acids. Gene Ontology annotation, molecular function: peptidyl-proline 4-dioxygenase activity; ferrous iron binding; L-ascorbic acid binding. Gene Ontology annotation, cellular component: nucleus; cytoplasm.
GAGUCUCAUAUUAGAGUUGCACGGUACUGGGAGGAGGGAGAACCUCUACAUUGCACAACACAGACUACCUCUGCUCUCUGGGUCACCCUGCCUAUCACAGUUGGUGGGGUACAGUCAAUGAGUAGCCACCCACCAGCAUUAUCCCUGGGUGGGCAUUGUCCGUUUUACAGGACCUGAUCUGUGGACGGUUAUACUUCCAUACUAGGGAACGGAAAAAAACCAAGAGGAGCUUGUGGGAUAAACAAAUGCACUGCAGUUUGGAAGAUCUUGAGAACAUCUAAUGAGGAGCACAUGAGAAGCUGUCUACAGAAAUUACCUGCUGCCUUUUAUAUUUGUUUUUUAUUAUACAUUUUCUUUAUGACCCUACAUUCUGAUUGUGGUAAAGCAGAGAGACUGGUGGAGACGUGAGGAACAAUUCACCUAUAAUGACACUGGAGUUCACUCUGCUAAUUGUUGCUGUCACCACCAGCUGGAGUUGAAUUAUGGGGUUUGCUUGGGUACUACGUGAGAAGGACAUGCUCAGACUGAGAUGGAUAGAGUACACCAGCAGGGAAAUCCUGUAAAAAUCGAUAUUCACCAUCAGGAAAAAGUGAAGCCCUGGGUUGUGGCUGGGAUGGGGGUGGAAAAGUUCCCUCAGCGUCCUGUGAAGGCAUCUCAACCACCUAUAGAUGUCCACUUGACCAGCACCAGCAAUCUGGAGGGUGGGCUUCCAUGCCACCCUGGUACAGGUGCCUUGCAAGAAAGAACUCAUUUUGUGGGUAUGGCCAUAGAUAGAGAAGAGGAGACACCUUUGUUGACUUGUAUAACAGGUCCCCUGAGGGCUAGAGGGUUAACCAAUGGGGACAUGCAGCUCUUAAGGGGUGGACCAAGUGGAGUGAUGAGCAACAGGGAGGUGGUGGGAAGCCAAGAUGUUGGAUUUUAUGCAAGGACAGAUGGUAAUGGGGUAAAAAGAAAAUGGGUAGGAAGUAGUUUGACUGAGGUUGAUGCUGGGAGAUUGGCAACAGAAGGUAGCCAAACUCUAUUCCCUCCUGUGGAGGGCAAGAAAAGGAAGGCAGGUGUUUACAACAUUUCCCAAAUUCCCACUGACCCAAAUUGUAGAAGGGAUGCUCAGCACACACCGUUGGAUUUAACAAAAAAAGUACCAAUGGGUGGUCCUCAAAGGAUGGCCUUAGAAUACAUUGUCCCGUGUAUGGCAUACUAUGGCAUAUGUGUCAAGGACCACUUUUUAGGACAGACGCUUGGGUCCAGAAUCCUAGGGGAGGUAGAAAUGCUGAACAGCAGUGGCAAAUUUCGAGAUGGUCAGUUAGUCAGCCAGAGGACUAUCCCAUCCAAAAACAUCCGCGGUGAUCAGAUUGCCUGGGUAGAAGGGAAAGAACCUGGGUGCGAGAGCAUUGGGCUGUUGAUGUCCAAGAUUGAUGAAGUUAUCAUGCACUGUAAUGGCAAGCUGGGGAAUUAUAUCAUCAAUGGGAGAACUAAGGCGAUGGUGGCAUGUUACCCAGGGAAUGGUAUGGGAUAUGUUAGGCAUGUUGACAACCCAAACCAAGAUGGACGCUGCCUGACCUGCAUCUACUACCUAAAUCAGAACUGGGAUACCAAGGUUCAUGGAGGUCUGCUUCAGAUCUUUCCUGAGGCUCGCUCUGUUGUUGCAAAUAUUGAGCCAUUGUUUGAUCGGUUAUUAAUCUUUUGGUCAGAUCGGCGAAAUCCUCAUGAAGUAAAGCCUGCUUACACCACACGGUACGCCAUAACCGUUUGGUAUUUUGAUGCAAAAGAACGAGCAGAGGCCAAAGAUAAAUACCGAUUGGCCAGUGGACAGAAGGGUCUUCAUGUGCCUGUCUCUCAUCCUGCCGCUGUAUGACGACAGUUGACAAAUCUGCCUCUCCUUAGAUUUUGCAGCCUGUUUGGACCCUCAGCUGUGGUCUGUCCUGUUGCCAACUGGACAAUUGUGGGCUUUAAUGAGAACAGUUAGGGGGGAAAGAUAUGGGGAUCUGGGCUUCAUUAAUCAUCUGCUGCUCCAGAUAUAGAGGGUAAUAUUAAUCCUCUUUGCUGCUACGACACUCGCAAACCAUCCUGCAGUGAUUGACCCUUCAAUUGCUGGAAUGUGCUGAAUACCAUUUCAGGUGAAACUUUCUGAGCGAAUUGUGCCAAGGUUGUUCAUGCUGUUGAUUUUUGCAGAAUGUUUCAAGGUGAUAUUUGAGGUCUUGUAGCAUUUCCUUCUAGAGGUAAAAACAUAAGUCUAUAUAUUUUAUUUUUUUUAAGACUAAGAAUGUGGUUGGGAGGGUGUUGAUGGGUGGCAUAGAGAGAACGAGAGAGAAACUGGAUAAUGAGCAUACAGAGAAAAGUGUGAAUUUAGCACAAAUAGAAUUAUGGUUAGGAGCAAUCUGAGGAGCAAAUUUCUGGAGCAAAUUCAUAAUGUUGAAGAACAUAAAACUGCAAAUUGAUAUUUUGAGAAAUUGUCUGGUGAUCAUUAUCUGCUGAAGGAUAUAGAAGACAAGGAAGAUAGCAUAACACCUGGUCCUAACAUAACUUCUGAGCCAAUAAUUAUUUGUUGAUUGGUGAGAGCCGUCCUACCUCCAUUUGCACCUCUCCUGUGUCAGGAAAUACUUCUACUCUGGAUCCUGACGUAAAAUGGAAAUGCAAAAUGAUCUUUUUUGUGUAUUUUUUUUUUUUUUAAAGUUUUAUUUCUUUACUUGGCUGAAGCAGGCGGGGGGUAGCAGUUUGGGAAUUUCUAUGACUGAAAAAAAAUAAAGAUUUAUAUUAUAAGAGUGUCAAUAAAGAGAGAUGUCAUAGAA